Hyaloscypha bicolor E is the source of this 1293-nucleotide messenger RNA. Its product is annotated as putative MFS transporter. Gene Ontology annotation, cellular component: membrane. Gene Ontology annotation, biological process: transmembrane transport. The coding region runs from base 1 to 1293 and encodes 430 amino acids. Gene Ontology annotation, molecular function: transmembrane transporter activity. The transcript is spliced from 5 exons. The record is from RefSeq and is a predicted model, not a curated record. Lineage: Eukaryota; Fungi; Ascomycota; Leotiomycetes; Helotiales; Hyaloscyphaceae.
AUGAGCGGCUCAACCGAUUCAACCAAGCUCCCCAUCGAUGAUAAACACGACGUCUCUCAAACCGAAGAUGUCGAGAAAUCAACCAUCGACGAAGCAAUCGAUCCCAUCGCCGAGAAGAAACUUCUCUGGAAAGUCGACUGCCAUGUCGUCCCACCGCUUCUCAUCCUCUUCCUCCUAGCCUUCCUCGAUCGAAUGACCAAGGAGCUGCACAUGUUUGGGCAGGACUACAGCAUUGCUUUGUUUAUUUUCUUCAUCCCAUACAUCCUCCUCGAAGUCCCCUCCAACAUCAUCAUCCGGAAAAUCGCGCCUUCCACCUGGCUCUGCGGCAUCAUGUUCUGCUGGGGAGUCUGUACAGUGGGCGAAGGGCUCGUACAUAACUUCGGCUCCCUCGUCGCUUUGCGUUUCCUGCUCGGCAUCUUCGAAGCUGGUCUUGUUCCCGGAGCCGUCUACCUUAUCACCAUGUACUACAAACGGUACGAGCUACAAUGGCGGCUUAGUGUUUUCUUCUAUGCAAGUAUCCUCGCUGGUGCUUUUGGGGGUGUGUUUGCUUAUGCUUUGGCACACAUGGAUGGAAUUGGUGGCUACGCUGCAAGAAUGGAUAUCUUAAAUCAUCGGUCUGCUAAAAGAAUCUUCACAGAUUGGAAAAUCUGGUGCGGUGUCUUCAUGUAUAUGGGCAUCGUGAACACCGGCUAUGCAACAAGCUUUUUCAUCCCGACUAUCAUCCAGGAGAUGGGUUAUACGGCAGCUAUGAGCCAGGUGAGGAGUAUACCUAUCUUCAUCGUUGCUGCGGUAGCAGCACUCCUGGUGGCAUGGUCUACGGAUAGGAUGAAACAUCGCUACGCCUUCACGAUUGCCGGUGUAGUGGUGGGUGGUAUUGGAUAUGUGAUACUUUUGAAUCAAAGGGGUGUUAGUGUUGGUGUGAAAUACAUGGCUUGUUUCUUUAUCACGACAGGCGGGUACAUGACGCAGCCCGUAACGUGGGUAUGGCUUAACAACAUUAUGGGCAGCCACUAUAAACGCGCCAUAGCAACAGCCCUCCAAAUCGGCCUUGGCAACGCUGGCGGCAUUGUCGCCUCCAACGUCUUCAUCACAAAGCAAGCGCCCUUCUACCGCACGGGAUACGGCACCAGUCUCGCAAUGCUUCUCAUGUGUGGAGCGAUGUGCACCGUGUUUUUCUUUGGGUUAAAGGCAGAGAAUAAGAAGAGGAGUAACGGGGGAAGGGAUUACCGGUUUGAGAGUGGAGAGUUAGAGAAUAUGGGGGAUGAUCAUCCGGAGUUUAGGUUCACUACUUGA